GACAGGAGCGGAUCACUAAAGUUUCACUACAACUUUAGAACCUGAAGUCAUAUUUUGAUGUCAUUCGUGUUUUAUUCCUCGUGUUGUAAUCUGGUUUAAUCUUUUUAUUCUGUACGAUUUUUCGAAUGUAGGUUGUGUUUUGUUGGGACUAAACUUUUUUUCCUGUUUGAGUUGUGCUUCGGUGCGCGCUCUGGUGCCUGACUCACUGUUAUUAACUCUAUGUGACGCUUGGAAACAGGCACGAUACCAUGGCAGACACUGCCCAGCAUCAACAGCAACAGCUGGUUGACAUCGACCCGGAUUUUGAGCCUCGUUCGCGUCCCCGAUCGUGCACUUGGCCGCUGCCCCGACCCGAGUUCACCAACCCAGGCGACUCGAGCACGUCCUCUCCGGCUCCGUCGGUCAAGCAUGAACCGAGCGGCACUUCGGACUUCCUAACCAGUUUGAGCCUACUCGAGGAAACCGAGGACUAUGAGGACGAAAAGCCUCUUCUGUUAUGUCCAGAUUUUCAGUGCCAGGAAAACUGCGGGCACCACCAUCAUCAUCAGCAGCAGCAGCAGCAGCGGGCGCAGAUCUCCAGCUGUCCGGUCGCUCCACAACAACAGCAGCAGCAGCAGGUGCCGUUACUUUCCUCCUCAUCAGCAGCUGCAGCUCAGAGGAAGAGCGGCUCUGCUCGGCGCAACGCAUGGGGCAACAUGUCCUACGCAGAUCUAAUCACCAAGGCCAUCGAGAGUUCACCCGAAAAGCGUCUCACCCUCUCCCAGAUCUACGACUGGAUGGUGAAGAGCGUUCCAUACUUCAAGGACAAGGGCGACAGUAACAGCUCUGCCGGAUGGAAGAAUUCUAUCCGGCACAACCUGUCCCUGCACAGUCGCUUUGUGCGGGUGCAGAAUGAAGGGACGGGGAAAAGUUCAUGGUGGAUGCUCAAUCCAGAAGGCGGCAAGAAUGGCAAGUCACCCCGGCGCCGUGCGGCAUCCAUGGACAACACGGGCAAGUUUGCCAAAAGCAGAGGGCGUGCGGCCAAGAAAAAGCUCGCUCUUCAGGGUGGUCCUGAUGCUGGUUCUGAGAGCCCAGGCUCUCAAUACAGCAAGUGGCCUGGCAGCCCCAACUCUCACAGCAAUGACGACUUGGACGCCUGGACGACGUUCCGCCCUCGCACCAGCUCUAAUGCCAGCACAGUGAGUGGCCGUCUCUCACCUUUCAUGCCAGAGCAGGAUGACUUGGCUGACCCAGACAUGCACAUGGUCUACUCAGGCCCUGGCUCAUCUGCCAAAAUGACCUCCACCCUCCCGAGCCUCUCUGAGAUCACCAGCUCGCUGGGACAUGGCAGCACAGAGAAUGUAAUGGAGAACCUCCUGGACAAUCUCAACCUGCUUUCACCCAAAAACCCAGGAUCAGCAGGAGGGCCAGGUUCAAGCUCGAACCAAUCCUCCCCAUCCAAUCUGCUACAGAGCAGCCCAGGAUAUGCCCCAUACAGCAACCAGCAACCCCAACAGGACUACCGCAAGUGUAUGUAUGGUCAGGCAAGCAUGGCCAGCCUGUCCUCCAUGUCCAUGCAGUCUCUUGACAGCAAGCCAUCCUACACCGCUUCUCCUGGACCCAUGCAGCAGUUCAACUGCACACCCGGGCUGCUCAAAGAACUCCUAACCUCCGAUUCAGACCCACACACGGACCUGAUGCCCUCUGUAGAUACUGUAGUCACCCAGUCCGCAACUGGCAGAGGACACAUGUUGCCACCGUAUGGCAACGGACGGGCUGAGCUGAUGGGUGCUGGAGCCUCCCACGGUCACGUCCUGCCUCACUCUCACAGCAUGCAUGGACAGGCCCAGCCUACCUCACUGGCUCUGAACGGGCGCACGCUGCACCAACUGAGCAGCAUGAGCCACACGGGGCGUGUCGGUCCCGUCAAGUCAGCCAUGCAAAUGCAGUAUGGAGCCUCUGGCCACAUGGGAGGAGGUGGAAGGCCCGUACCAGGAGGACUUUCCUUCUGCAACAUAAACGGCAACGGUUAUGGCCCAGGACCGAGCCUGCCCACGAUUCAGCACAUGGAGAAGCUACCAAGCGAUCUGGACGGGAUGCCCGUGGAGCGCUUCGAGUGCGACAUGGAAUCUAUCCUGCAUGAUACGCUCAUGGACGGAGACACUCUGGACUUCAACUUUGACUCCAUGACCCAGCAGGGGUUCCCGCCUCAUGGGGUCAAGACUACCACUCACAGCUGGGUGUCUGGAUAAAAACAUCCUGCCUCUUAACCUGGAGACUAGAAGCCCAAAGGCCAACCUUGCUUUUCUGAAGCAAUGCUUUCUUCUUUCACUUCUCAUCAUGGACGUUCCCCUCUGCUUCACCUCCCGUUCAGCCAUGGCUGUGACAUGACUGCAUUCUGCCAAGGACACUUAUUUAGAAAGGAGCUGACUGAGAAAGCUCCUGCUUUGUUUUGUGUUUCGCCUUCGAGCCGAUCUUUAAACCAAGUGCCAAACCAGGUGCCUGUGCUCCUUAGCCAAAUCAGAUGUGCUUUAUGUGCUGCCUUCUCGCUGUAGAGAACCAGUGGCAAAAUCAAAUCAGGGCAAAAAUAGAACGGUCCGUUAGAGGACCGUUGAUCAGAUGCAGCGGACACAUACAGUACGCAUGCAAGUAUGCAUUAAUGUUAUUGUCACGAGUAUCAGUACAAUCAAAUCAAAUUCUCUGUUAAAUUUACACUGUGACAUCAAUCAAUGCAACUAUUAUUUUCAUUAUAAUCAGAAUUGUUCUCAAAGCCCUUUAAAUGCAUCUCUUUUCUUGACUUGACUUUGCUAUUGGAGUAAAACCUGCUGUGCUUUCUAAUGUCUAAAUGUAGUGCUAAAUACCAUGUUUAUUUCACGGCUGGCCUUACUGGGAAAGAAAACUGGAUCCUAAAGUGAGAUAUAAAUCGAGUAUACAUAGUUUUAACUGGAGAAGGUCCUUUACUACAGGACCUGAAAGAAGUUAGGGAAACUCUGCCUAUCUGGACUGUGUUACAUGCAUUAUAACACUUUCUGUGCUUUUGUUUUUUCAUGUACAAAUCGUUUACACAAAGAAUCCAUUGAUCAAGGCAGCGGAUUUGAUGUAUUUUAUAAAUUUAAAAGAAACAAAUCCGACACUUGACGUUUCGGUCGACUCAUUCUUACUCGGAAGGGUGAUUCUCAGUCAGACUAUGUAUCUGUUUCCACAUUUCUUGUAAAUAGAUGAUAAAUAUAUAUGGCAGAAGUAACUGAUAUAACUGAUACUUUCAAGAUGCUGUUUUUGUUUUAUUGUGUUUGGUUGGCUUUAGCUGCAGUUAGAUUAAGCUUGUACAAUGCAUUUCAACAGUGUUUGUGGUCCUUCAAGGACAUGUCCAUCCAUUAUUCAAAGUUUCUUCAGGUAUUCCUAGCCUGAAAGCUCUCUUAUAUAGGACUUUAUAAUCCUCUGUAAAUAGCCUACACUUAACAGUCUAAACAGUGUACCACAAUAUCCAUUUCUGUUUUACUUUUACAAAUUCACUUAUUACGGGCUGCUACUUAAGGUAGGAAAUUUGAAAAUUUGAAAACCAUUGGACAUCCUUCAACAUUUCUCACAGAUCUCUAACACAAGAGUCUUAUCCUAAUAGCUGAUUAUGUAAUUAUGAAUUGCAAUUUAGAUGGAUUCUCGCCAGUGUAAAUUAACCGCUGUCUAUGUGGUUAAACAAGCCACAGAGCUCUGACUUUAAGAACGUAUAGAGAAACGUAUUUAUUUAUUAGCCUGAAGGAAGAGAGAAGUGAUUGAUUCAUGUCAUUGAUUAUCACAAACCUGUUGUAUUUUUCAGGCCUUGUGAUGUACGUCAAUGUUUACUGAUGUACGUCAAUGUUACUGAUGUUUAAACCAGUGCUGCCGUUUGAUUAGAAUUUUGAGAAGGACAUCUUAAAUCCGAUUUUGUCUAAAGAGCAGCUCAUUUUCUUCUUAUUUGCUUUCUUUCUUUUUUUUUUUUUUUGCUUAAUUUCCCUUCUCUUCGUCCUUCUUGCUCUGUUCUCUGUGUUCUCUGUGUAAACAUAAGCCGUUAAAGAAAAAGAUUCCAUGUUAUGUACACUUCUUACAGACCUCGUACAACCAUUAUAAAACAGAUGUGUUCUUUUGCCACAGCCAUAUAUAGACUGGAAAGUUGUUUUUGUAUAUUAAAAGUCUUAAAACAUAGUACCAUACUAAAGGAUCUAGAUUGCAAAAUAGCAAGCAUAGUUUGGUAGAAUAAGUACAUAGUUUGGUAGAAUAAGUACAUAGUUUGGAUCUUGCAACCAACACUGACAAAAAGCAGAAAAGAAGGGUAGGUUAUUAAAAAAUGAAUUAUUUAUAUAUCAUAUUUACAAAAAAUUAGUUUUUAAAGCAUAAAAGCUCAAUUUUUAUUCAAUAAAAGGGAUUAAAUGCAUAGAGUACUAUUUUUGAGUGAUUGCUUCAUAAGCAGAGUUUAUUUAAAAAAAAUACUCAUACAGCAGAAUUAAAGCUCUGUGUGAGACAGCUUUAUAACUACAGUAUCCUUGCUGUACUUCAUACCAGCAUCAUCAGAUGUGCACAGUUUCAGUAUUAUUUCUCAACCAGUUAGUGCAUGUAAUUCAAAUAUAAACGGCCAACAUAAAGGAAAAGUAGCCAAUAAAUAAACGUUGUUGUUGUUUUAAUGCUUUAAACUGUUGGUGUAGCUAGUUGGUAUAUUAGUAUGCUUUAAGUAUUUAAGCGUUGGUCUGUCUAAACUGUGUAUGGGAGAGGAAAUGUGAAAAACAGGUGGGCUGAAAUGCACAUCUGGAGAACUACUGAAUGUGUCAAUCAUGGAACUGCAUGUAUUAAACCUGAUGCAACUAAUUUGACAGUCACAAUCACAGUUUUCUACUAAAUAGCCUAAUCAGUAGGCUAAAUUAAUAACAUGUAUUAACUAAUAAAUAAAUAAUAAAUAGUUUAUAAAUAAAUUAAUUACAAAUUAAAGAUAAAUUUAAUUAAGACAUUUUAUUUAUUCUUUUAUCUAUUAUUUCUUUUUUUUUAAUUUUAUUAAAUUACUCUAUAAAUCCCCUGAAACUCCUGGCAUGAGUAAAUUGUACAAUCCUGGCAUAUAAUUUAAAUCUGAACUGAAAUACUAUAGAAAAUCAAGCCCACAUCACCCAUUUAAUUAUAAUUAUUAAAAAUUCAACAAAGUGUGUGGUUACUUGUUGCACACUUGGCUUUAUUUUGACAUUAACAAGGUAAUAUUUCAACCUGGUUGUACGAGGACAGGGUAAUCUUUACUUCAGCACGGUUUUUAGUCUUUCAGAAAUAAACGAGGACCUGAGCAGUUAGAUCUAAGCUUAUUCUUAAACUUCAUGUGCAUUGUAUUGCUGAAUAAUUAAUUCGUACAUAAUUGUAAGACUUGAAUCUGUCCUGCUGGCUGAAUUCUGCUUUUUUUGAAUAUUGAUUUAUAUUUGAGCACACACUUGCAGCAGUUUCAUUGUCAUGUGAAAGUAUUUACAUAAUCAAAGUGCUAUGCAGCAGCUUUUUCUUUAAUAUCCUUUAAUAAGUCGAAUUGAUAAAGAAAAUACUUAUUUAAAAAAAAAUGGCAUUUACAUGUGUUUAGUGCGGUAUAUACACUGGCAGGUAACUAAAAUAAAAAAAUAAAAAAUGUAUAAUACUAAUAAUAACAACCUGCCAUGUCUAUUAGAGAACAUUAUUAAUUAACCAGUAAAAUAUAAAUCUUGUGCAGGCCACUCAUUGUAAAUAUAAUAUAAACUGUAACAUGAAAGAUUUUACUAAUAUUAAAACAUAAACAUGAAAAUAUUUUACAUAUGGACGAGCUGAUCUGUAUUAUAUAUGCUUUGUUAAUUUAGCCUUGCGCUACCUAUGCAUUCUUGUACUGCAUUUUUGGUUAUUUUGGUUUGUUUUACUGUUUAUUUCAUGUACUAUGGGAUAUUGGAGAAAUUAUUAUAUGAGAAAAUAUGAAGUAUUUAGACAGUAGAUGAGCUUUUACACGAAAAGCUUUUUUUUGUAAACUUAUUCUUGUAUUUUGCAGCAGUUUGUAAAUUAAACAUAUAUAAAAAACGUAAAAAUUGUUUUUUAAGUAAAACAAAAUCAGUCAUGUGUUUAUUCAGAUUAAGGUUUGGACCAAUUUUGAUAAAAGAGAAUCUAUACAUUUAGACAUUGCACUUUCAUAAAAAUACAAAAAAAAAAACAAAGCAGUGAAGAUGUGACCUAUUUUGAAACAAACUGUUACAUUUCUUAACUUAUGUACAGAGAAAUUCACAAUUAAAUUCUAUUUCUUAAUGUGCAAUCAGUGUAUGUACAAAUUAAACAAAAAAUCUAUAUAAAAGGAAAAAAAACAUUGUUGGAGAUCAUUGCUGAAAUGUCUUUCUGAUUUAUUUUCAGAUUGUUCUCAGUAAGCAACUGUCUCUUAUCCAAACCAUUUGUACAGUGUGAAUCCAUAUAUAUAUAUAUAUAUAUCUCUGAUUUACUUCUGUGCUGUCGCCCGAUGUGCUUGUAUUUCUAUACAUCAACCAGACUAUGUUGCUGCUGUAUGAAGCCAUAUGUGUACAUAAAUGAUCUUAAACCAAGAACAA
This is a messenger RNA of Trichomycterus rosablanca, 6533 nucleotides long. It is a transcript of the gene foxo1a, whose product is annotated as forkhead box O1 a. Lineage: Eukaryota; Metazoa; Chordata; Actinopteri; Siluriformes; Trichomycteridae. Gene Ontology annotation, biological process: regulation of transcription by RNA polymerase II. Gene Ontology annotation, molecular function: RNA polymerase II cis-regulatory region sequence-specific DNA binding; DNA-binding transcription factor activity, RNA polymerase II-specific. Gene Ontology annotation, cellular component: nucleus. The coding region runs from base 249 to 2231 and encodes 660 amino acids. The transcript is spliced from 4 exons. The record is from RefSeq and is a predicted model, not a curated record.